CGUACUGUAGUUGAUGUUGUAUUCCAUUUCCUGCUGUCUCAGUCAUAGACCUAGUAUUAUCUUAGUCCCCUUAUCUUGAUCUGUUGAACGCGAGGUAAAUCGUUAAGAUACAAAUGACUGUUACUGUCCGUCAGAGAUGCAGUGUGGACUUAGAACUUUGUCAAUGAGUAAGUGUUUGUCUCUUAGCUACCACUACUGUCAUUCGACAUGUGCAAGUUACGUUGUAGACAGAACUUCAAAGUUACAUUUUAGGUAGGUAGACGCGAAAAUGCCACUGCAAGAGGCCACCGGGAAGGAAUCGUUGAAUUUUAAUCAACUGUGCACGUUUGAGAGCUUCGAGGAAGUUUGGAGUCAUUACGGUUAUAAGAGUGACUUCAAAGACGUAAUAGAACGGGAGUUCUCAAGGACUAAAGGCAUUACUUACCUGGAUCAUGCUGGAACAACACUAUACCCUGAGUCACUGGUGAGAGAAUUCUAUCAGGAUAUCUCCAGGAAUGUAUAUGGCAACCCUCACAGCCAUAACCCCAGCAGCAGACUGACGCAUGACACAGUAGAGCAUGUCAGAUACAGGAUAUUGCAGCAUUUUAACACCACUCCUGACAAAUACUCAGUGAUUUUCACCUCUGGCUGUACGGCAGCUCUCAAAUUAGUCGCUGAGAGCUUUCCCUGGAGACCUCCCACUGCUACGGAGGCAGCCAGUCAGUUCUGCUAUCUGACUGAUAACCAUACCUCGGUGGUCGGUAUAAGAGGAGUUACUUCAGCACUGGGAGUAGUUUCUCUACCUGUCUCCCCCGAGGAGAUAGAGGCCAGAGCCAAAGAUGUAGCCCAGAGUGAAUGCAGAAGUUGCCAGACACCGCACCUCUUCUGUUAUCCAGCACAGAGCAAUUUCUCUGGCAGAAAGUACUCCCUGGGGUACGUGAGGGGCAUCCAGGCGAGGAAGCUCUACCCAGCGUGUGACAGCCAGGGCCAGUGGUUUGUCCUGCUGGAUGCUGCCUCUUUUGCCAGCUGCUCUCCGCUGGAUUUGCAGGAGCACCCAGCGGACUUUGUUCCCUUCUCCUUCUAUAAGAUGUUUGGCUUCCCGACAGGUUUAGGGGCUCUUCUGGUCCGGAAUGAUACAGCUGCCCUCCUAAGAAAAGCGUACUUUGGGGGGACAGCAGCGGCCUACCUAGCAGGGGAGAGCUAUUAUGUGCCAACGCCAAAUAUUGCUCACCGGUUUGAAGAUGGCACUAUCUCUUUCCUGGACAUCAUUGCUCUAAAUCAUAGUUUUGAUGCUCUACACACACUCACAGGAGGCAUGGACAAGGUCCAGCUGCAUACAUUUGGUUUAGCACGCUAUACUUACAUGUUGCUGUCUAGCCUUUGCCAUGGCAACGGACAACCAGUUGCUCAGAUAUACUCGGACAGCGAGUUUGAGAACCCGAGCACGCAGGGAGCCAUCCUCAACUUCAACUUGACGGACUGUCACGGAGAAAUAGUUGGAUACUCUCAGGUGGACAAGCUGGCUAGUCUUUUCAAUAUCCAUGUGCGGACAGGUUGCUUCUGCAACACAGGUGCCUGUCAGCUCUUCCUUGGCAUCACCAAUCAAGACGUGAAGAGCAACCUACAGGCGGGUCAUGUCUGUGGAGACAACAUAGACCUGGUUGAUGGUCGUCCAACAGGAUCUGUGCGUGUAUCCUUCGGCUACAUGUCAACCUUCCAGGACUGCCAAAACUUCUUGAACUUCGUUGUGGACUGCUUUGUGGAGAAACCAGUCGAAGUGGACAAAGAGAAACUAGACAGACUGAAAUCGAACACUUCUUCUAAAGGUUCCAGUCAGUGUCUGCUUACUAUGCUUACCAAUGGGAAACCUAACCACAUAGACAAUAGAGAGCAUGCCUCUACAGAUCCAGUUGUGAACGAAUAUGGAGGCAAGGCCAUCACCAAGGAAGCAAAGAGCCAAGGGAAGGCCCAGUAUCUGACUAAUAUCUACAUAUAUCCAAUCAAAUCCUGUGCAGCGUUUGAGGUGACUGACUGGCCAGUGGGCCCUCUGGGUCUGCUCCAUGACCGGGGCUGGAUGGUGGUGAAUGGUAAUGGAGUGUGUCUGAACCAAAAGAGAGAACCACGCUUAUGCCUCAUUCAUCCGCAGAUCUACCUGCCCUCAAACACACUGCUUCUGCAGGCCUCAGGAAUGGACACUAUUUCUGUCCCUUUGGAAAACCACAGUGAGCCACACCAGAGUCAUGGGGUGUGUCAAAGCAAGGUGUGUGGUGACAGGGUGCAAACAGUAGAUUGUGGCGAUGAAGCUGCAUCAUGGCUCUCAGAGUUCCUUGGACAGCCUUGUCGUCUGAAGAGGCAAAGUCCUGAUUUCAUUCGCAACAUGAAAAAGGGCCAUGAAAAAGGGGUCUCGUCCACUGCCCUCUCCUUGGUGAAUGAAGCCCAGUACUUAAUGAUCAACCAUGCCAGUGUUGAUUUGCUUCAGAGACACAUCACCAGCAGACAGGAAUCCUCUGACCAUCAGCCUCUUGACAUCCAUGAGCUUAUUAGUCGGUUUCGUGCCAAUUUAGUCAUCUCUGGGUUGGACCCAUUUGAGGAAGAUGAUUGGUCACACUUGAUUAUUGGAAACACCCAUUUCCAGGUGGCAGGUCGGUGUGGCAGAUGCCAGAUGAUCGGGGUUGAUCAGAACACAGGAGUCAAGACCAAAGAGCCUCUUCUGUCUCUCUCUGCCUAUCGCAAGGGGAAGGUGACCUUUGGUGUGUACCUUGUCCACCAAUCACUGGAUGGCUCUAAUGCAACCCUAUCUGUUGGCGCUCCUGUAAUGUCUCAAUGCAUCCUACUCCUGACCUAGGAUUAUGAUGGGUUUUCCAUUCACCACACUCCCAGCAGUGUAUCCCAGCUUCCUUGCACUUUGCUUCCCAUUGAUCCAAACCUGACUGAGUCCGGUGGCGGAGUCCCAGCUCCCACACAGAGACAUCCACAUGUUCUGCUUGCCUGGCAGCCCUGUGAAUGCACUUCCCACAUAUCUGACAGGUAGCUGCAUGGCACCAUUGGACUCUUUUGAACAAUAGAAAGUCAUUGGUGCUUGUUGGAGUUGCCAUGGAGAAGAGAGAACACCCACUUGACAUCUGUGAAAUACAUUUAAGAGGCUCAUAAUACAAACAUUAGCUAGACCUUGGAAUUACAUUAUGCAGCUGAAAUUAACUAAAUGCUAAAUAUACAUAUUAUUAACACCUUAUUUACCAAGCACUACCACUGAUAAAGAAAAUAAUAAUUUCAACGGUUUUUGACUGCUGCUCACACCAUGGUAUUUGCCAAUAUGCAUUGCAAAGCUUUUUUAAUGUGAAAUACAAACACAUAUGGAAGUAUGGAAUAUCACAUUAAUUACCUUAGACAUACUGUCACAGAAGAAUAGUUUUCUCCCUUUUUGUCAGUAGCCUCACAUGAUCAAUGUCAGACUCCUUUGGAAAAGUGAACAUUUUACCUGACAGAGAGGACAUGGUAAAUACUGGUAGCCUCUGUACAAUUAACCAAAUAUUUACAGUACAAUAUAUUCUCUGAUAUAAAUGUAUCCAUCCUGUAGGCCAUUGACUUCUGAAUAAUUAUCAUAUUUGCCAUGUGGAGAGAGUGGUGUCAGGCACCAACACCUUUUGAGAGAAUGUAUUCAUUUUAAUUAAUUAUUUUCAUUAUU
This is a messenger RNA of Salmo salar (Atlantic salmon), 3664 nucleotides long. Its product is annotated as molybdenum cofactor sulfurase. The record is from RefSeq and is a predicted model, not a curated record. Gene Ontology annotation, biological process: Mo-molybdopterin cofactor biosynthetic process. Lineage: Eukaryota; Metazoa; Chordata; Actinopteri; Salmoniformes; Salmonidae. Gene Ontology annotation, molecular function: molybdenum ion binding; molybdenum cofactor sulfurtransferase activity; pyridoxal phosphate binding.